AUGCCCUCGAUCCUCAGCGACGCCGACAGGGAAACUGUCAAGCGAAAUGUUCCGAAACCCGCGAACAAGAUAUUUGCUGUAGCUGUCGCACGACUCUACGUUGCCUAUCCGGACCCUCAGAGAUGGAUUUACACCGGGAUCCAAGGCGCGGCAGUUCUUUGCAAUGACCUUGUGGGUCGAACAUGCUGGCUGAAGAUUGUCGAUGUUUCGCCAGCUGGAAGGGGUGUGAUCUGGGACCAGGAAAUCUAUGACAAUUUUGCAUAUAACCAAGACCGAACCUUCUUCCAUACUUUCGAAAUUGAAGACUGCCCCGCCGGCCUAUCCUUCGCCGACGAAAAGGAAGCGAAGACAUUCAUCAAGAAAGUGCAUGAACGAGAGAAGAAUGUCAGCAAAGAGACCAAACAGACCCCGUUCGCAUCCUCUCGAGGGCAGGGCCCUGCACCUGUUGCCAACGGCAAGGGACUAGGUCGAUCCCUGUUUGGAAGCUUACUUCAUCGCUCGAGCUCUAGCCCCAGUACUCAGCCUACGCAGUCCAUUAUACCCCCGGCCGCGGCACCCCCGUCGCAACCUCCGUCACAGCCUCCGAGUGCGCCGCCUGCCAAGGCCGAGUUGCCAUUUGACCCAAAGGAUCCGGAAUGGAAACCAUUGAUGGAUGAACUGCAAAGCAUGGGCAUCACAGAGGAUCAAAUCGCGGAGAAUUCUGAUUUCAUCAUGGGCUAUAUACAACAAAAGAAAGGCGCAGCCGAAACAGCCGCUCCUGUUGAUGAUCAGCCAAAGCCAAGAGCGCCACCACCACCUCCUCCAGCUGUGCCUAAGGCAAAUGCUAUCAGUCCUCAGGGCACUGGGACCAGUCGCUCGGAUGGAGUCGAGGAGCCGAUAUCUCCGCCGCCUCGAGAACCCUCACCUCCCGCUAGAAGAUUCAAUGCGCCUCCUCCACUCGCCGAUGCAGGCAAAUUUGCUGAGCCAGCAGGCCCAGCGCCGCCGCGGCGCCCCCGGGCACAAUCAGGCGCGGCUAAUGGAGCGCCUCCUGGGCCUCCGCCACCUCCACGACCACCAAAGGACCCCGUGGAUGGCAGCCAGCCUAGAUUUGGAGUGCCUCCUCCAUUCGCAGGAGACCGUAAGGUUUCCGCUCCGCCCGCGCCUCCAAGCCGCAGCCCGGCUCCUGGUGGCCCUCCUCCGCCGCCUCCUCGUACUGCAAGCCCGGCAGCACCUCCUCAAUUACCUCCCAAAGUCCCGAAUACAUCCACUCCUUCGGGUCCUCCUCCACCGCCGCCUUCCAGAGGCCCUAUUUCGCCUCCACCGCCUGCACCUCGACCGGUGCCAUCUACUCCGGCUGCUCCUCCUCCGCCACCUCCACGAGCCCCUAUAUCACCUCCUGCGGACUCUGGCCCACCUGGUGGCCUUCCCCCGCCGCCCCCUGCUCGAUCUACACCUUCAGUUCCUCCACCACCCCCUCCGGCUGUAGCACCUGGCGGACUACCCCCACCGCCGCCGCCGCCUCCCCCUGGAGGAAGCUCUGGUGCGCCUGGAGGACCUCCCCCUCCACCCCCGGGUCGCUCUGGACCUUCAGUUCCACCGCCUCCUCCACCUCCAGCUGGCGGCUCUGGAGCACCCGGUGGACCUCCACCACCACCGCCCCUUGGAGGUUCCUCCGGAGGACCACCUCCACCUCCGGGACCAUCUGGAGGUGCUCCAUCCCCAUUACCGAAGAGCACGGGUGGACGAGAUGAUCUUAUGGCUGCUAUCCGAGCAUCAGGUGGCCAAGGCGGAGGUGGUCUCAAGAAAGUCAAGGAGUCAGACAAGAAAGACCGAAGUGCUGCCAUGGUCCCAGGAAGCGCCGCCGAGUCAUCUGCUGCUGCGUCUAGCACGGGAGGUGCUCAGCAGGGUGGCCUGGCCGGUGCCCUACAGGAUGCUCUGAGCAAGAGAAAGCAGCGGGUCAGCGGAAGUGACGACGAGAAGGAUGAUGAUGACGAUUGGUGA
This is a messenger RNA of Penicillium argentinense, 1980 nucleotides long. RefSeq names its product WASP family protein. Gene Ontology annotation, molecular function: actin binding. The transcript has 4 exons. The coding region runs from base 1 to 1980 and encodes 659 amino acids. NCBI's taxonomy places the organism in Eukaryota, Fungi, Ascomycota, Eurotiomycetes, Eurotiales, Aspergillaceae. The record is from RefSeq and is a predicted model, not a curated record.